Messenger RNA from Juglans regia (Persian walnut), 719 nucleotides. Its product is annotated as cysteine-rich and transmembrane domain-containing protein WIH1-like. Bases 198 to 503 code for a protein of 101 amino acids. The record is from RefSeq and is a predicted model, not a curated record. NCBI's taxonomy places the organism in Eukaryota, Viridiplantae, Streptophyta, Magnoliopsida, Fagales, Juglandaceae. The transcript has 4 exons.
UCCAAGUAGCGUGAAUGAGAACCAAGGCCACACCACAGCGCUUUGGAUUUUAUGUUGAAAUCAACGCCUCGUUAUCGUCCACUGAUUACAAGACUUAUAAAUCCACCCAAAAUUCCUCAACUUCUCAUUCGACCCUAUCUCUAUCUCUAUCUCUAUCUCUAUCUCUCUCGCAUUUCGUAAGCAUCUGAUUUUCAGUCAUGAGCCACUUUGAUCAGCAGCAAGCUCCUGGGGCAUAUCCCCCACCUGUGACUGCAUAUCCGCCGAGCUAUGGCCAUCCACAGGCAGUAGUAGAUCAGGGCAACGUUCAAGUUCCUAAUUAUGUUGCACCACCUCCACCAAUUGGUUACCCAACCCGUGGUACUGACCCUACAGCAGGGUAUCCCCAACACAUGCCUCCCGUUGAAACAACAACUAGGGGUGCUAGCGGUACUAUGAAAAUAUGUUUUACUAAGUUGUUCUGUUGCUGCUGCGAAUAUUGCUUGUGUGCGGAUGGCUCAGCAUAAUAAUUUUAAGGUGAUAAUCUUUAUGAGAAUGGGACUGCAGGACAAGACUUGACCCAAGGGCGAGGCAGAGACCUAAACAGUUUAUGUUAUACUUAGUUUUAUUAUUUUAAUUUAAUAAAUUAUUUUGAUAAGUACAUGAGACUUUAGUGAUUUUAAAUAAGUGCUUCCACAGACUCUCUUUUAGAUUUUAAGUAUUUAAUAAAGAUUGUAUUAUAA